Messenger RNA from Daphnia carinata, 3175 nucleotides. Its product is annotated as zinc finger protein SNAI3-like. The transcript has 2 exons. Gene Ontology annotation, molecular function: DNA-binding transcription factor activity, RNA polymerase II-specific; RNA polymerase II cis-regulatory region sequence-specific DNA binding. NCBI's taxonomy places the organism in Eukaryota, Metazoa, Arthropoda, Branchiopoda, Diplostraca, Daphniidae. Bases 295 to 1731 code for a protein of 478 amino acids. The record is from RefSeq and is a predicted model, not a curated record. Gene Ontology annotation, biological process: regulation of DNA-templated transcription.
CGCACCGACCGGAUACUUUUUCUCUCUCUUUUUUUUUGAAAUCUCCAGUUGCCCUUUUUUUCGCCACUUCGUACCCAGUCCAAGCGCAAUUUAUUCCUUUAAAGGACUUUGAGAGAAUUGUUUGUUGUUUUCAAUUCAUUUGAAAAUCAAAUACAUCUCAGCGCGUUGAAUCAGAACACGAAACCAAGAGUGUAAUCAUAUCGAUUUGGUUACAUUUUUCGCCGAAUUUUUCUGUUUUUCGCUUUACAUCCCAAAUUUUUGCGGAUCGUCGCAUCGAUUUCGUUUUGCGCAUCGAUGUGCGGAAGCAGUUUAGAAGCCAGCACCAUGCCGCGUUCAUUCCUCGUCAAGAAGAAUCAAAACUACAGCCACUGUCCGCUCAAGAAGCGGCCACUCUCCUACUUUUUGCAGGAGAGUCUCGAAGCGGAAUCAGUUAGCGCCACAGAAGCCUCGCUAGUGACAUCAGUCAUGAGCGAAGAGCCGGAGAACUUGAGCUUGAAACCGGAGGACCGGUACGCUGCCGCCGAACGGGAGCGUCAAAAUCAGAAGCGACUGCGCGCUUUAUUAGAAGCGGCUUCGUUGCCUUCGUCGGUGACACCGGCCGCUUUAUCGCCGCCACCGGCCCAUCAGCCGCUCAAAUCUUGGACGCCUCCGCUGGGUCAUUUCGCACCCGAACACGUCAACAGCAGCGCAUCGUCGCAAAUGUUGUCGUCUCAGUCACUGGCCAAAUUGUCGACACCUUUGGAGCCGCUCCACUUGAACAACCAGAUCAACGUGUCCGUGCCUUACCAUCACCACCAGUACGCGCCUUACUUGCCGUUCAACUUCCCCUACCGUUCGUUCAGCUCGGCCGCCAUCAGCCCAGCUCUGUACCCGGCCGCUUCCCAAAACAGCAGCCCACACCGGCCGAGCAGCGAGCAACUGUCUCCAUUCGCUCCGAGUGAAUCGGCCCAGCAGCAAACCUCGCCGCGAGUCCAGUGGCCGGAAUCGGCCGUCGCGCUGAAACUCUCGGAAUCCACCAGCGACAUCGAAGACCUUUCCUCUCCGGCCAGCGGGUCCAGCGGCUGCGAAGAGAGCGGGACCGAGUCGACGACCCUCCGUCAUCACCACAGUCACAGUCCGCCAGCUUUGCUGUUGUCUUCUCAGCGGAGUAACAAGAAGAGCGGAAGCAGUGCGUCGUCCACCUCUUCGGCGUCAUCGGCGUCGUCGACGUCGGCGGGCGCCACAGCCCGCUACCAGUGCCCCGACUGCCACAAAUCUUACUCGACCUACUGCGGCCUGACGAAACACCAGGAGCUGCACUGCGCCGCCCAGCAAGCGGCCAACAAGAAGUCGUUCAGCUGCAAACACUGCGAGAAGGUCUACGUCUCUUUGGGCGCCUUGAAAAUGCACAUCCGGACGCACACGCUGCCUUGCAAGUGCCUCCUGUGCGGCAAAGCCUUCUCCCGCCCUUGGCUCCUCCAGGGUCACAUCCGGACGCACACGGGCGAGAAACCGUUCUCCUGCCCGCACUGUUCCCGCUCGUUCGCCGACCGGUCCAACUUGAGAGCUCACCUCCAGACCCACUCGGACGUCAAGCGCUAUUCGUGCAAGUCGUGCGGAAAGACCUUUUCCCGCAUGUCGCUCCUCUCCAAACACGAGGACGGCGGAUGUUGCGCAGCCAGCAACGCAUCCGCAUCGCCGUCGCCCAACGGUUCACAGUUGUUGGCCGUCGCCAAGAGAGAAGUCGCUUGAAAAAUGUUCAGAGGGGCAAACAACGCAUUGCGGUUACGCUUUUCGUAACUGGCAGGCAGCAAAACACCUUACGUGCUAAAUACCUGUUGGAUGAGCUUAUAUAUUAUAUGAUGUGAAAAGCAGGAUGUGUACAAUCUUCGUCAACUUGCCCACCCCUCUCCCUCUCAAUUUUUUUUUUUUUUUUUUUUGGCCGCUGUUUCGGUUGGUUGAUUUUGACAUUUCUUUAAAUUUCUUUUCUUUUUAAAAAGAUUCUGCCUUUUUUUUUUUCCACGUCUGGAAAAAAAUACCUCUAGCAUGUCUUUCUCUCACCUUCCCGUAUGUUUUGUGCGAAGUCCUGACAAAAGACGUUGAAGAAUUCGCGGUGCCAAAAAAAAAAAAAAAAGGAAACAAAAGACAAAAGAAAAAAAAAAAAAAAAAAAAAAAUUUCUGUUGCAGGAAGAUAAUUCUCUUCUGUGUGACGUUAUACCCCUUUUUAACCCUCCCACAUUCUGCGUAGAGCAGUAAAUGGUGAAAUUCUUUUUUUGUUCUUGAAUCUCGCCAUGCGGCUGGGACAGUGGAUGAUAUUGACGAUAUUCAUCAUCGUUCCAACGUUGAAAAAAAACAAACAUUUGGAUAGAAAAAAAAAAAAAAAAAAACCCAGUCCUAGUCAUCGAGCCUUUGCUCAAAAUGUUCACAUAUCUCUUGAUUUUGAUUCGCCCACCAAAAAAAAAACACAGUCCACCACACCAGGCCAUACCAAUUUUCUUUUUUUUUUUUUUUUUUCCUCCUUUUUUCUUUCGUUGCUGGGUUUUUAUUUCUACUAAAAACCCGGCCCGUCUCUUCUUCUUCCUACGGACAACCCGAACCAGUUUCUAGUUUUCUUUUUUUUCUAUGUUUUAUUUGAAUUUUCUUUCGUAUUCGAUUCGUAUCUUUAUAGCGAUGGGAAGUAUAUACCGUUCGUAUGUGCGUGCGCGAGAGUGUGUGUGUCUGUGUUUGCGUGUUUGAGUUUUUGGAUGUCUGACUGUAUUAUAUCGCCAUGGUGUUUUCUCAGUUGUCCUGGACACUGGUCUGGUCAAAAAGGGGAAAAGAAGACAACAACAACAAAAUCGGACACUGGAAAAUGUUCUUCUUUUGUUUUUAUUCUUUCCCUCCCCGUUUGGGAUAACAACAGCAGCUGCCUGCCUGUGGAGCUCCCAACCUUUUCGAUUUUUACCUUUUGAAACACAUCCUCACCUGUACGUUUGAUACCCCUCCGUGUGUAUGUGUGCCUCCCAAUUUUAUUCAAAUGUGUCUUUCUCCAGUUCGCCACUCACUUUGAUAUAUAAUUCUUUUUGCAUUUUUUCUUAUGUCCCUUAUCGCAGAGUAUAAAUAAUUUUCUUUGAUGCCCAGUGCCUUUGUAUAAUGUACGUAGUUAUUUAAAAACGAAGAAAACGAAAGAAACAAAAACACAGACGAACAAAAUGAA